Peniophora sp. CBMAI 1063 is the source of this 645-nucleotide messenger RNA. NCBI's taxonomy places the organism in Eukaryota, Fungi, Basidiomycota, Agaricomycetes, Russulales, Peniophoraceae. The record is from the annotation of a GenBank genome assembly.
AUGAAGGUCUCUGCCUCGCUCACCGCCAUUGUCCUCUCUCUGUCCGCAUCCGCCGCGCCCACGACGCUCACUGCGAGGUUCAACAAGAAUUACGACCGCUGCACCACUGGUCGCACGUCGGCGAACUACCUCAGGGACAACUAUCAGCCUUGGAUUGAGCAGUUGUUCUCGCCAUGUGUUGGCCCUACCAACCAGAAGAACAUCUGGUCUAGCAGGACCUGCGUUGCGGCAGCGGUCGCGAUGGGCCCUGCUGUCAUCACCGACUUCGCUGUCUGUGAUAAGGCGGACGCCCUGUUCGAGACCGACCAGCCAAACCUCGACUACGGCGUGUACGCGAGCAUUGUUGGCGACUGUGCAUACGACACCAAGGCCUGCCCCAUCACGGAGCAGAACCUCCUCGACCUCGUCUACAGCGAGCUGUCGAAGGCGGGUGCUACCAUCUGGCCUGCUGAUGGGUCUGAAGUCCUCGCGGACGUUGUCGCUCCUGUCAUCGAGUGGGCGAGCGGCAGCUACACGGGUACCGUGGGCUACACCCGCUUCAACCAGUGGCUGCACGUCUCGGGCUACCCGGGUACCAUCACGGACGGCGGCGAGCACACUGACGGCAAGACGUACUACUAUGACCACGAGAGCGACCGCGACUAA